Molecule: messenger RNA, 501 nt
Organism: Tremella mesenterica DSM 1558
Lineage: Eukaryota; Fungi; Basidiomycota; Tremellomycetes; Tremellales; Tremellaceae
Exons: 4
Coding region: 1-501 (166 amino acids)
Source: RefSeq, a predicted model, not a curated record
AUGGCGACCCGCGGAGCCACGAUGCGGAGUCGCAAUCUGGAAACCGGGGAACUCGGCAAAUUAGUGACGGGAUUAAAGGUUUUCGCCAAGACCACGUCUACACCGGUCGAACGUCGGGCCGGUCAAUGCUCCGAAUUUCCACCGUCUCCCCCGUCCGUCAAAUCCGUGGGAUCCGUGAAACACGUUUGGGAAGUCCGUUUUAUCCGGGAACGUACGCUUUCGGAAAUCUUCGGUCAUUCGUCAUUCUCUUUCGUCAAUGCAAGCGCAGAGAGUGCGUUCUUAUAUUUUGGCUCAGGUUCUUCCGAAUUUCUAAUUCGGAAUCUCACUCCGUUGCGGAUACGUAGUUCCAGUGAUGCAGUGAUCGCAGUGACCUACUGUCCCAAAACAUGGGAUCAACGAGUUCGGAUUCAACAUCCGAGUCAGGCUUAUUACCCGGUGACCGCAUUCUCCGCAGGGCCAGGUAUGAGGGGCCACCCUUCCCCUCUGAUCACUGGCUCUUGA